AUGUUUUUAAAUUUAUUACUUGUCUUUUUUUUACUUUUUAAUUCUUGUAACGCUUAUAAGAUAUUAAUUUUUAAUCCAAAAUAUGGACAUUCACAUGUUAAUUUUGUGGGACAGAUAGCUGAUACAUUAGUUGAAGCUGGACAUAAUGUUACAGUGAUUGUUGUUGAUAUGGAUCAAAGUAUUAAACAUCCUGGUACAAGAAAAGCCAACAUAUAUCAUAUCCCUUCUGAUCCUGUUGUGGUAAAUUUAUUUACCAAUAAAACAAAAUUAAAAGCAAUGUGGGAAACUUCUGAUUCAAUAUGGGCACAAUUAGAUAUGUUUAAUGAUUUUAUGGAGGGACAACGAUUAUUAGGAAGGCAAAUAUUUUAUAAUAAAGAAUUAGCUAAAUUUGUAAAAGAACAAAAAUUUGAUAUAGGAUUUACUGAACUUAUUAAUAUAUAUAUGCUUGGUUUGUUUAAAGCAUGGAAUAUUCCUGCAACAGUUACCGGCUCUGCUAUAGGAUUUAUGGAUAAUUAUUAUGAAAUGUUUGGUUUACAUUUUCCAGCUAGUCAUAUUCCUACAAUAAUGCAACCCUCUCAUGAUAUAAUGACAUAUAGAGAAAGAUUUCAAAAUUUAUUUUCUUACUAUUUUUCAAAAAUCAUGAAUAAACAUAUGCUUCGUAAAUAUUAUUUACUUGAUGAAUUUGAAGAAAAAUAUGGUAAAGGUUUUUAUGAUCCAUUUGAACUUAUUGGAGAUAGACCAAAAACACCUAAAAUGAUUGAAAUUUCUGGUAUUGGAAUUCCUGAUCCAAAACAAUUAGAUGAAUAUUGGGAUAAAAUUUUGUCUUUAAGAAAAUAUACAGUAUUAAUUUCUUUUGGUUCAUUUGCUAGAAGUGUAGAAAUGCCAAUUGCAAUGAAAAAAGGUAUAAUUGAGACGGUAAAAAAAUUACCUGAAAUAACAUUUAUUUGGAAAUAUGAAAUUCCUGAAGAUAAUAAUAUAGAAAAAUUAGAAAAUUUAGUUUUAAGUAAAUGGGUUCCUCAAAAUGAUCUUUUAAAUGAUUCAAGAUUAUCACUUUUUAUAACUCAUGGUGGAGCAAAUUCAAUUGCUGAGUUAUCAUUUAGAGGUGUCCCUGCAAUUGCAAUUCCAGUAUUUGGUGAUCAAUUUAGAAAUGCAAAAUUAAUUGAAAAACAUAAUACAGGAUUAGUUAUGGAUAAAAGUUUAUUAAAAAAUUCUAAAAAAUUAAAGGCUACUCUCGUUUCACAACAAUUAAAUAAAAGACCAAUUGGUUCAAAAAGAUUACUUAUUGAACAUAUUGAAUUUGCCUGUGAAUUUGGUAAAUUACCUUCACUUGAUUUAGAAAUAAUAUAG
Messenger RNA from Strongyloides ratti, 1347 nucleotides. RefSeq names its product UDP-glucuronosyl/UDP-glucosyltransferase family-containing protein. The transcript is spliced from 5 exons. The coding region runs from base 1 to 1347 and encodes 448 amino acids. Lineage: Eukaryota; Metazoa; Nematoda; Chromadorea; Rhabditida; Strongyloididae. The record is from RefSeq and is a predicted model, not a curated record. Gene Ontology annotation, molecular function: UDP-glycosyltransferase activity.